GUUGCAUCGCCAAAGACCGGCUGGCGGCCAAAGACCGGCUGGCCGACCAACCGGCCCGCCUCGCAAACACCUCGCCUUUCUGACUUAUAACCACAACCAACACAAUCUGCAUAAUAUCACAUUUUCUGCCAGUUGAUUCUAGGAUGAAAGCCUAGGGGGCGAAUUGGCGCAAAGCCCUAAUUCAACGUUUUGCCACGGUUCGCGACAAGAUAACUUGGGAAGAAUAUAUCAGGCGCCGUCGAUGUGGAAUCGUGUGCUGGCCGCCCGACCUUGCCCAGGCACACCGCGCGGGCGAAUGUUGGAGGCGGCCAUGGUGUCGUGCCCUCGCACACUUCACCGGUUAGGACUUGGGCUACCGGCUCUGCGCAGGCCUGUCCAUGCGCUAGGACUGACACCUGCUUGCGCUGACUGGCUAGCUCAUCAUACAUCUCCAACCCGCCCAGGCGAAGGUCGAGUCGCUUCGGGAUUGCAACCCGAUGCAGGUUCCACCCAGGCAAGAAUAAAUCACCAAGACAACUUCCAUUUGGUACUGCACUCCGUAUACAAGAACCCGCCCGAUGCCACACUGGAGCAGCUGCGUCACCUGGAGGAGUUGACGUUGCGGCGCCUGGACGAACUGAACUGCGAUGCUCUCAUCACCGUGAUGUACGCCUUCGCGCGCACCUCCUUCCACCCAAGCCCCGUCCUCACUUCCCGCAUGGCAGCGGCCACGGAGGCGGACAUGGCCUCCUUCACACCGCGGCAGCUGGAGCACGCCGCCUGGGUGCUGGCGCGCGUGCGCCACCGGCCCUCACCCACCUGGCUGGACAACUUCGCGAGCGCCCUGGAGGUGAACUGGGACUAUUUCAGGCCGGCUCAGCUGGCUUCCACGCUGGCGGACGCCGCGGCAUGCGGGCUGGCCGCACUGCCCGCCGCCACGUUGACCGACCAGCUGCCUGCCAGCCUGCGCAAGGCCGCCGCGCCGGACGCCGCCACAGCGCCAUCCACAAUGGCCCGGCUGGUGUGGAGCGCCGGGCAUUUCGGCAGCCUACCUUCAACAGCACCCGCAGAUGCACUGCAGCGGCCCGGCCCUCAAACUGCGCCCAGCUCAUCUGCCUACGGCGUAGACACGCAUUCCGUCUCUGCGCUGGGCGGAGCCGGUGGAGCCACGGUGCGGAUGCGGGCGCAGGUGCGGGAGGAGGAGCUGUUGUCCUGGUGGGAAGGCGAGGAGGUGCUGGAGGCGGCGGCGCCGGAGGACGUGGUGCUGGUCCUGCACGGCCUGGCGGCGCUGGGUGUGCGGCCGGCGCCGGCCUGGACGUCCCAGCUGCUGGGGCGGCUGCUGGGGCGGGUUGAGGCGGUGCGUGCGCUGGACGCCCGGCACCUGGGGCUCUUGGGCUGGGCCGCGCUCAAGCUGGCGGAGGGGCCGCUGCCGUGGGGCUGGCUCCAGAGCUACAUGGAGGCACUGCAGGCGCGGCUGCGGAGUGCGGCUACGGGGCCAGCAGCACGCCAAGCGGAAGCAGGAGCGGCAGGGGCGGAAGGGGCGCUUGGUGGGCAAGGCGCGGAAGGUGGACGGGAGUCCAUAGCAGCGGCGGCGGCUGAGGCGGGGCCCGGAUCCGGCCUGGCGGAGGUGGAGCAGGGCGGCGCGGAGCCUGCGGAUGUGGCGCUGGCCCUGAGCAGCCUGGCCGGGCUUGGGGCGCACAUGGCGGGCAGCGGGGAGGGCGCGAUGGAUGUGGCGGAGUACUGGCGCGGUGAUGGGCGCUGGGAAGCGUUAUCGAUUGAGGAGCGUACUCUCCUUCAGAUCCUCGGUUACGGGCCCACUUGAGGCAUGGCAGGACAUGAGACAACCAGCGCAGCUGCAGAUUGCGGACUUUGCUCCUGCGGGUUGUUAACCGUAUGUGCAUGUUGCUUGUAGAAAUGGGAGUGCCUACGGGCGGCUGCCCUACUAGCCACGUUUUGCCCGAGGCCCGAGAGGCCGAAAACCCACUGUCCUUGGUGCGCGCCCGAGGUGGGUGAAUGGCUGUUACCGGUCGCUGUUGUGUCAAGGGCUUGCUUCCUUUCCAAACGGCAGUAAGUUGAGCUGAAUGUAGCCAACCCUGAAACCUGGUCAGGGACUGGAGCGCC
Chlamydomonas reinhardtii is the source of this 2100-nucleotide messenger RNA. RefSeq lists its product as uncharacterized. Lineage: Eukaryota; Viridiplantae; Chlorophyta; Chlorophyceae; Chlamydomonadales; Chlamydomonadaceae. The record is from RefSeq and is a predicted model, not a curated record. The coding region runs from base 311 to 1801 and encodes 496 amino acids. The transcript is spliced from 5 exons.